Molecule: messenger RNA, 2740 nt
Organism: Musca domestica (house fly)
Lineage: Eukaryota; Metazoa; Arthropoda; Insecta; Diptera; Muscidae
Product: mucin-2
Exons: 3
Coding region: 119-1702 (527 amino acids)
Source: RefSeq, a predicted model, not a curated record
AAAUAUUUGAAUUUAGUUGCAAUCGAAAAUUCAUUGUCGAAAUAUCGUCGAAGAAAAGACGAAUAACACUGAUUAUAAUAAUAAAAGUUAAUAAAUAAUACAAAUCGGUGGAAAUAAAAUGCUGUUUCGAGUUGUGUGGUUAAUUUCUGUCAUUCUAAUGGCAAAUCAAGUUUUUGGCGAUGACUUCCAAUGUUAUCAGUGUCAUGGCGACAAUUGUGGUACCAAGGAUACCAUGGAAUUGAUUACAUGUUCGGUGACUGACGAUGCUUUAAAACCAACAGCUGGUCCCACUCCGACAACGCCGUCGACGCCAGAAAGUAGGAAUUACAGAUCGCACGUAAUACGGGCAAGGGCUCUUUCGGAUGAGAAUAAAGAAACAACGGUUCCUACAGCACCACCUACUUCAGAAUCAGCGACAGAAACAACGUCAGCAACAACGGUUCCUACAGCACCACCUACUUCAGAAUCAGCGACAGAAACAACGUCAGCAACAACGGUUCCUACAGCACCACCUACUUCAGAAUCAGCGACAGAAACAAUGACAACAACAACGGUUCCUACAACACCAUCUAAUUCAGACUCAACAACAUCUUCUGAAUCAACGCCAACAGGCGGAUCUACAACAUCACCCCCAGAAUCAACUAAAACACAAACAACAACGGUUCCUACUGAACCAUCUACUUCUGAAUCAACGACAACAAAAACUUCAGAAACAACGCCAACAACAACGGUUACUACAACACCACCUACUUUGGAAUCAACGACAACAACGCCUUCAGAAUCUACAACAACAACAACGUCAGAAUCAACGCCAACACCAGCAACAGAUUCUACAACAACUACUACAGAAUCAGAAACAACGCCUUCAGAACCAACAACAACACCACCUACUUUGGAAUCAACGACAACAACGCCUUCAGAAUCUACAACAACAACAACGUCAGAAUCAACGCCAACACCAGCAACAGAUUCUACAACAACUACUACAGAAUCAGAAACAACGCCUUCAGAACCAACAACAACACCACCUUCGGACUCAACAACAACAACAUCUUCUGAAUCAACGCCAGCAGCCGGAUCUACAACAUCACCCCCAGAAUCAACGCCAACACAAACAACAACGGUUACUACAACACCACCUACUUCGGAAUCAACGACAACAACGCCUUCAGAAUCUACAACAACAACACCAUCAGAAUCAACGCCAACACCAGCAACAGAUUCUACAACAAUUACUACAGAAUCAGAAACAACGCCUUCAGAACCAACAACAACACCACCUUCGGACUCAACAACAAGAGCAUCUUCUGAAUCUACGCCAACAGCCGGAUCUACAACGCCACCCCCAGAAUCAACGCCAACACCAACAACAGAUUCUACUACAGAGUCAACCACCGCUAGUUCAUCCACUAGGCCACCUUCAACCAUAGCUACCACAAAAAAUCCUCUUAGCCCACCAGGAACAGACGAUCGAUUUGCCUGUUACACUGUCCAAUAUCAAGAGGGUGGCCAAUCCAUCACUAAAAAGGGUUGCGUGGCUACACUGCCUUCGCAGGCUGCGUGCGACAUUGUUGAGACCAAUGUAGGCGUGAAUCUGGAAAAAUGUGAUAUUUGCCUGUAUACCGAGUGCAAUUCGGGCGCUAUUUUCAAAUUGUCCUUGCUCACACUGUUGGGUGUAGUGCUUGUAAGGCUUUUAAUAUAAGCCACAAUCAAAUGUAUUCUGAAAUUAGUUUAAGAAAUCAAUAUCGUGAGGGUUGGGUUUGAGUGGGCUUGGUUUUUCGAAGUAUAAUUUUAAUGCAACUGUGUCGAUGCGACUAUCUGUAUUCUUAUACCAUGAUACAAUGUCAUCCUAUAAGGCAUGGUACAAUUAAUUAAAGAAUACCUGAUUUCAAAUAGACGUACCAAACUCUGAAUUUUUUGUCAUUUAUCUUGUUAACAUUUACCUAAUUGUAAAUAUAUAAUAGUAUAAUAUAGAAAAAAAAAUGAAAAAUAAUAACCACAAAGUUACCCGAAAAUGUGCGAAAGAAAUUCCCAACGUUUCAUUCAUGUUAUGUGUCAUAUGUAAAGUCUAUUGAUAUAGUAAAACUCUAGUACAGAGUUGCAUUUUUAGGGCACAGGUUAUUGCUUGGUUGAAGAACAUGCCAGCAUCUACCAGAUUUGCCAUGGUAGAAGAAUACAGGUAGUCGCUUCGACACAGCUGCUGGGACAAUGAACUGUCAUUGAAAAUGUUGAAUGAAAAAUUAUUAAAACUUGUAAAGAUUGCUGAGAAAUGCAUAUUGUAACCUUUUUUGACAAAACAAUUUUAAAAUUUGCAUCUACAAGCUUUGAUGCAUCUACCUAUAUUCUUCUACCAUGACAUUUGCAUAAUAUCAUAAAACAAAAAUUCCGGUUAUCGUAUUCCGAAGGCAGUUCGGAAACUUCUUAGCCUAGCACAAAAUGCGCGGUAUAAACAGAAUAAGUGGUUGUGGCUUUGAAAUGACAGCAGUCUGAAGUUGGUUGCAGUUUUUUCAUCUAACCCAGUAUGAAACUUCCACCUCUGUUAUCAUGGUAGAAUAAUACAGGUAACAGCAAGUGUUGUUUUACACCAAUCGUAACAACAACCACAUACAAAUUUGUUUUUGUACGAAAUACAAGUUUCAGGGUUAUAUGUCCAAAAAUGUAAACAAAAUAAUUAAUUUCCAAUAAAUUAAUUUAAUUUCAAAAAUAUACAUUUUUUGAAUUUGGAUUAUUAAAUUGAAAA